GGGCUCGGGCGCUGCGGAAGCGGCGAAAGUGCGGGCGGAGAACGCGGGACUGCUUUACCGGGUCCGGCUUCACCCGGGCCCGGCUUCACCCGGACACGCUUCACCCUGGCCCGGCUUUACUGGGAACGGCUUCAUCGGGACCGGCUUUACCGGGCCCGGCUUCACCCCGACCGGCUUUACCGGGAACGGCUUCAUCCGGACCCGCCUCGCUCCGGCCCGGCUUUACCGGGACCGGCCUCACCCCAGCCUCGCUUCACCCAGGCCCGGCUUCAUCCGGACCGCCUUCACCGGGACCCGCUUCACCGGGUCCGGCUUCAUCCGGCCUCGCUUUACCGGACCCGGCUUCACCCCGGCCUCACUUCACCCCGGCCCCGUUUUGCCCCGGCUUUACCCCGGCCCCGCUUCACCCCGUCCCGCCCUCACGGCCCGGCCGGGCCCCGCCGCUCGGGCCCCGCAGCGCCAUCCGUGCCCCCGCUCCCGGUAAGCUCCCUCUCCUGAGCACAACCCCUGAUUAAUUCACGCUUUUCCCAUCCCGCGGGGUUCUGCUGCUGUAAAAAGGCACCCCGGGGGAUGCGGCUGCUGGUUGUACUCACCAGGCAGCACAAUGUUCUGCAGGAUUAUGUUUUUACGUAUCUGUGCCAUUUGGACCAUAGAGGAUGUGGCAAAGUAUGUUCUGCAGAGCAGUAAGAUUAUUCACGAUGUGAAUAUUCAGUGGAGUAUUUGAUGUUUUAGACAUCUCCCUUCAAAACGUACAAAGCGUCUUGUUGGAAUGCAGCAGGAUGUAAAAUGCUGGAGCUUCCUCAAGCCUGUGCCUGUCCUUGGCUUCCCAGGAGUUCUGAGACCCGUUUUACAAAGCUACCUCAAGUACACGUAUUGUGUUUUCAGAGGAGGAAAGAAGAAUGUCCCAAAAACAGCUGAAAGAAGCCUUUAUCAGCAACCUGAACGGAACGAGUUUGCUGGAAAUUACCGCAGGCUUGUCCCUGCCUCCGCUGUGCCUGCUCUGCAGAGGGCUCCUCCUGAUCCUGUACUACCUGCACCACGGAAAACCCGUAAGCUCAAGGACAUACAGCCUGCUGCUGGACUUCUUGGUGCUGGUGUCUCCUCUCCUGUUCUCCUGCACCAUCUUGUCUCCAAUCCUCUUUUUCAUACCAGCUAUCCUUGCUGCCUUCUGUGCCGGAAUAUUUUCCAAAAUAUACAGCCAGACAAGACGGGAGGCCAGAGCGCCCUUUGGGCAAAUUGUAAAAGAAUUCCAGAAGGCCUGCUUGGACCCCGAGUGCAUUCCAGCAAUAACUGUGUUCCGUGUUUAUGUCAACGUGCUGACAUCCAUCAGCAUUCUGGCCGUGGAUUUCCCGCAGUAUCCCCGGCGAUUCGCCAAGGCCGAGACCUACGGCACCGGAGCCAUGGAUUUCGGGGUGGGAGCCUUCAUCUUUGGAAAUGCUCUCGUUUGCCCUGAGGUUCGGCAGAAGGCUCACGGGACACAGCCCAGGUUCUCCAGCCUGGCCAGGCAGGUGUUUUCCGUGUGGCCGCUGGUUUCCCUCGGCGCUGGGCGGCUGCUGAGCGUCAAAUCCAUCGAGUACCACGAGCACACCUCGGAGUACGGCGUGCACUGGAACUUCUUCUUCACCUUGGCGCUGGUGAGGCUCGCAGCCUCUCUGCUUUUAGCCGUAUUCCCCAAGCACAAGGCUUGGCUCGUGGCUCUGGCUGUGGCUGUGCCUUACCAGCUCCUCCUCAGCACUACCUCUCUGAAGGCGUUCAUCCUGCACGGCAGCGACGGCCGGGGCUCCCGGCUCGGCUUCCUCGAUGCCAACCGGGAAGGGCUGUUCUCCCUCUUUGGCUACCUGGCCAUCUACCUGGCGAGCGUGCAGGUGGGGCUGUGGCUGCUGCAGCGCAGGAGCUCGGUGAGGGGCUGGCUGGAAGCCCUCGGGGGGCUGGCCCUGGCCGUCGUGGUGCUCUCGGUGUUGCUGCAGCUGUGCCAGGCGUGCACGGAGCCCGUGUCCCGCCGCGUGGCCAACCUGCCCUUCUGCACCUGGGUGCUCGCCCACUGCCUGCUGCUGCUGGGCUUCUUUGUGCUCGCUGACCUCGCCCUGCUGUUCACAAAGCUGCUGGUCAAGGGGUCCAGCGUGCCCUGCUGCUGGAAGGUUGUGCAGCCCCCUGAUUCCGGGAAAAAGCACGGAAUGGAGGCCGAGCCAGUGGGGAGGCAAGACAAGCUGUCACAGCUGUGCCUGAUUAGUGCUAUUAACAAAAAUCAAUUACUGUUCUUCUUGCUAGCGAAUGUUAUGACUGGUGCUGUGAACAUCCUGAUAGACACAAUCCACAGCAGGGCUGCCUUUGCGUUAUGCGUACUGCACUUGUACAUGUUUUUAAACUGUUUAAUUAUGUAUGUAUUGCAUGCCAGAAAUAUAGUAUUAAAGUUUUGGUGAUUCCACUUUGGCUGAGUGGACUAGCUGGA
Passer montanus (Eurasian tree sparrow) is the source of this 2449-nucleotide messenger RNA. It is a transcript of the gene PIGW, whose product is annotated as phosphatidylinositol glycan anchor biosynthesis class W. The coding region runs from base 900 to 2420 and encodes 506 amino acids. The transcript is spliced from 2 exons. NCBI's taxonomy places the organism in Eukaryota, Metazoa, Chordata, Aves, Passeriformes, Passeridae. Gene Ontology annotation, molecular function: glucosaminyl-phosphatidylinositol O-acyltransferase activity. Gene Ontology annotation, cellular component: membrane; endoplasmic reticulum. The record is from RefSeq and is a predicted model, not a curated record. Gene Ontology annotation, biological process: protein localization to plasma membrane; GPI anchor biosynthetic process.